AUGGGCUUUUACGGGAUCACGCGAACACGUAAUGGCCAUGCAUGGACAUCAUUGUGCACCAUUCUCCUCUUCACCCCGGAUCCGCAAUCGCUCCCACCACCACCACGGCCCGACGUUGACCGUCGCCCACCCAUCACCACCACAUCAUUUUAUCCCGAUCUCACCAAUCCAACUUCCUCUAUUUUGACUCAUUCUCUCUUGCCUUUAGUCGACUCUAUGCGAACUUCCACUAUUUUAAAGUGA
Dovyalis caffra is the source of this 243-nucleotide messenger RNA. NCBI's taxonomy places the organism in Eukaryota, Viridiplantae, Streptophyta, Magnoliopsida, Malpighiales, Salicaceae. The record is from the annotation of a GenBank genome assembly.